AUGACAGACGCUGUAGCUUCGUCCCCCAGCAAGCUAGAACAAGUGGAUUUGGUUAAUGCCAACAUUUUGGCCGCUGGUGCCAACAAGAAGUCCGUGCGUGUGGUCAAUGGCCUCGGGUCGUUGAUGGGCUCCAAGGACAUGGUGGACAUGGACUUCAAGAACGACUCCAACAUGGACUACCUGCUGAAGCGCGACCAAGAGGAAAAGGAGCGCUACCGCACCAAAAAGCACAUCUCCGAACAGCCUUGGACCGUCAACAACUGGCACCAGCACAUCAACUGGCUGAAUAUGGUGCUUGUGGUUGGUAUACCGCUCGUGGGCUGGUACUACGCGCUAUCGGGCCGCGUGCCUCUAUCAUCCAACCUCUUCUGGUUCUCGGUCUUCUACUACGUUCUGGGCGGUGUUUCUAUCACGGCUGGCUACCACAGACUGUGGGCCCAUCGUGCUUACUCGGCGCGCUGGCCCCUGCGGUUGUUCUUCGCAGUCUUUGGUGCCGCCUCCGUUGAAGGUUCCAUCAAAUGGUGGGGACACUCUCACAGAGUCCACCACCGUUACACCGACACCUCUCGUGACCCUUACGAUGCUCGCCGUGGUUUGUGGUACUCUCACAUGGGCUGGAUGUUGACCCAGCCAAACCCAAAAUACCGUGCCCGCGCCGAUAUCGACGAUUUGACCAAUGACUGGAUUGUCAGAUUCCAACACAGACACUACAUUCCAAUCAUGUUGCUAAGUGCUUUUGUUGUUCCAGCCCUUUUGUCCAAGUUUUUCUUCAACGAUUUGGCGGGCGGGUUUGUCUAUGCUGGUAUCAUUAGAGUGUUCUGCAUUCAACAAGCCACGUUUUGCAUCAACUCUCUAGCGCAUUACUUGGGUACCCAACCUUUUGACGACAGGAGAACUCCUCGUGACAACUGGAUCACCGCUUUGGUCACUUUCGGAGAGGGUUACCACAACUUCCACCACGAAUUCCCAACCGACUACAGAAACGCUAUUAAGUGGUAUCAAUACGAUCCUACCAAGGUUUUUAUUUAUUUGAACUCUUUGAUGGGUCUAGCUUUCAACUUGAAGAAGUUCUCUCAGAAUGCCAUCCAGCAAGGCCUGGUACAGCAACAACAAAAAAAGAUAGAUCGUCAGCGUUCUUCUCUAAACUGGGGUACUCCGCUCACCCAGCUACCUGUGUGGGACAAGUCUCAGUUUAUGGAGACCGUGAAAACCAACCCUGGUCUGGUUAUCAUCUCUGGUAUUGUCCACGACGUUUCCAAUUACAUUACCGAGCAUCCAGGUGGCGAGACCUUGAUCCAAGCUGCUUUGGGUAAGGAUGCCACCAAGGCAUUUAAUGGUGGUGUGUAUCUUCAUUCUAAUGCUGCCCAUAAUGUCUUGGCUACGAUGAGGGUUGCAGUGGUGAAAGAGGGUGUUGAUGCUGCGACGAAAUUUGCGGCUAGGAGAGGUGAGUCCUUAGAGGGUAAGAAAUUGGUAUGA
Molecule: messenger RNA, 1476 nt
Organism: Lachancea dasiensis
Lineage: Eukaryota; Fungi; Ascomycota; Saccharomycetes; Saccharomycetales; Saccharomycetaceae
Source: the annotation of a GenBank genome assembly